Messenger RNA from Daldinia childiae, 927 nucleotides. RefSeq lists its product as uncharacterized. The coding region runs from base 1 to 927 and encodes 308 amino acids. Lineage: Eukaryota; Fungi; Ascomycota; Sordariomycetes; Xylariales; Hypoxylaceae. The record is from RefSeq and is a predicted model, not a curated record. The transcript is spliced from 3 exons.
AUGGAUGCACCAAAUAAAAACCCCUAUCAUUUACCCUCGGAUGCCGUCUGGUUUAUUACCGGAUGCUCUUCUGGAAUCGGUCAAGCUUUAGCUGAGUUCAUCACACAGACCUCAAACCGCGUGGUAGCUACGGCACGCAAAGUAUCAGCUUUAUCAAGCAUUCCAACGAACGACCGCGUCCUCAAGCUAGAGCUAGACGUCACUUCCAUCCCUAGUAUCGAGGCAGCUCUCCAAGCUACGCUGGAGAAGUUUGGUCGCAUUGAUGUCGUAGUUAACAACGCAGGCUACACCCUCGUUGGUGAUGCCGAAGCUGCAGAAGACCAGGAAUCUCGGGCAGUGUUGGACACUAACUUCUGGGGUAUGGUAGAUGUGACUAAGAGAGCUCUGGGAAUCAUGAGGGAUGUGAAUCCCAAAACUGGACAGCAGGGUGGUGUAAUUUUGAACCUGAGCUCUAUGGGUGGCUGGUCAGGUUACCCGGGAGGCUCCUUUUAUCAUGCCAGUAAAUUUGCCAUGGAGGGAUGGACGGAGGCUGUAGCAAAGGAGUUGCCGGCUUCGUGGAAUAUUCAUUUAUGUAACAUCGAGCCCGGGGGCGUGAAAACCAACUACGCGACGUCUUCUCUUAAACACAUGGCCAAAAGACACCCAGCCUAUGCCGACCCCAACUAUCCCACGAAUCUCUUGCUAGCUUACACGCUAGAUGAGGAACAUCGCAAAUUCUGGUCAGAGCCGAGUGACCUAGCCGCAGCGAUGUAUAAAAUUGUAAGCCGCGGGCAGCGAAUCCCGAUUCGGGUGCCGUUGGGAGCUGAUUCCUGGGGAAUGAUAGCGAAGGACCUCGAGGACACUAAGAAAGACCUGGAAGACUUGAAGGAGAUCAGCUUAGGUGUGGGAGACCCGAGACAGCUAGAUACUAUCAACUUUUUGAAGUAG